Daldinia loculata is the source of this 2656-nucleotide messenger RNA. RefSeq lists its product as uncharacterized. Gene Ontology annotation, biological process: silent mating-type cassette heterochromatin formation. NCBI's taxonomy places the organism in Eukaryota, Fungi, Ascomycota, Sordariomycetes, Xylariales, Hypoxylaceae. The record is from RefSeq and is a predicted model, not a curated record. Bases 690 to 2435 code for a protein of 581 amino acids. The transcript has 3 exons. Gene Ontology annotation, cellular component: rDNA heterochromatin; SHREC complex.
UAAGAACUCAAGUCUACUAUAACUGGCUUUCACAAGACAACAUCUGCGUAAAUCUUUUCUAAGCUAAAAGAUUAAUGCAUCCGUGUUCUUAUUGCGUUAAUAUCAUCCAUUCUAAGUAUUAUCACAAGUCGUCUCGAGAUUUUAUGACGCUUUGAUGAGAUAGUCAUCUUUAAUCUUUAACAUUGCGUACUUGGUGGUUUAGCCUCUGUUCGUCCAGGCUUGGUUGUCGGUUGUCGGUUGUCAGUUGUCGACUUACACGGCGAUUAUACGUUCUAACGACUAUACAACUUGGCAACUAUACUAUUGCCGUAUGAACCUUUCGAAUCGACAAGUACAUGAAUACAAUGAUACAUGAGCUCUUUUCGAAAGCCUUAAACGACUAAGCCAUCACUGAAUUUACAGACUCUUUCCUCAUUCUCUAGAGUGCUCUUCUCUUCUAAAUUCACGAUAACUACCUAUUUACUUGACCUAUCAUUCCUACCCUAGGUACUUUACCUAAUAUUUUCUCAUUUCUCUUUCCCCCAACCCUACGAGGAAGCAAAAGUUCUCUUUUCAGUCCGGACAUCUUGAUCGAUGCGAGUGUUCCUGCCUAACGAAUAUACGGGCACUAUUUUCCCUCUUCUACAAAUACAUUCGACUCGUCUUCUCGAACCACACAUAGCCUUGUUCAACUCCUCUCUUCUACCGCAAUGAAUAACCCCUCCCCCUCAUCCGCCAUGGGUUCUGACGACGAAAUUUCCACUUUUCGUAUCGUGAAAAGUGAUGGAGUAGUAUUCUCUGAAGACCGCGUGGGACUCAAAAGAGCAUAUCCAAGUUCCGAAGAUAACUGGCUACGUAAGCUCGGAGAGAUGUUAGGCUCACAAUUCUACCCUAAAUCAAACUACAAAUUCGUCUUAGAGGCGUUCCCGAGGAACUACACUCUCCGACAGAAAUUCCGAGAAGCUAAAAGCACUUCCGACGCGGCCUCUUCAGAUACAGCCGUAGGCAAAGGCGCUUCGGAUUGCUACCUAUAUGGAUAUCCAGAUCUCGGGACCAAAGGCCGUAGUAAGGCCACGCUCAAGAGCUACAGAUCCCCAGCUGAAUUCUUUGACCACUUGUUGUGGUUGGUAACUGAUGGCGAAGACCGAUCCAAGUGUUAUUGCAAACAUUGCAAGUCACACAACGGUUCUCAAACAAAGACACCGACUACAAAGGCUCAGGUUCCGGCUAGAUCUGGCCCUGCCGCGAAACUGUCGGGACCACUCGGUGGUAAUUCCCCAGCACAGUCCGCUACAACGUCUACCGCGUCCAGUCCGGCACCCAGCGGCCCCUCAGGAACCUCAGUAAUCUCAGGAACAUCGGGAACAUCAGCCCAAAGAGUCGCCUCUGCCGCAUUGACAACGCAAGCAGCGACAAGUCCUGCCCCAGUGGUGAUUCAACAUGACGAGCCUCCACUCUUUAGGGAGGGAGAAGUCGUGUGGUACAUCUUACACCCUUCCUUCCGCUUGGGGCUUGUCAUACAAAACCUGCCUAGCGACCCAACUACUUCAACUCCUGCUAUGCAUAAAAUAAAGCCUUUGUCGCACUCGCUAAGAGCCCUUGGAGAUGUUAUACAGCCCGAGGCUGAUAUGAGGCCAUUCCUGGCGUUUAGUGUCCCCGCUCCUCAUCCAAUCCUCGACAAGUUCGCCAAUCACCCUAUAGAAGCGAUCCCGUGGGAUGCACUGGAGGCCCAGGUCAGCAAGAUAGACGGAGCACUAAGCGUUGAAGCCUCUAAAGUAGGCGCAAGUCGUGUCGACCACUCGUAUUCUCUGUUCAACCCCCUCAUGGACGCUACGCUCCAACCUAACCAACAGAGUUUCGGUGGUGUGUUCUUCGGCUGCGAAAAGAUCUGCACAUUCGAGGCCAUCCGAGUACGGCUCGAGCAGGCUGAGCAUCCGGAGUGGGAUAAUCCCGAGCUUCCUUUCGCUAUGGUGGUUAGGAAAAUCGUGCUGGAGGGAACAGAUAAGGGAGAAGAGCUCUUCUUCCACGGCGACCUCUGGCUUCUGCAGGAGACCGACUCGCCGGUCCACGGAGAUACACUGAAAUACGUCACCCAGGCCAUGGUCCGCGAGAAAAUGUUUCGAGACAGAGUGAAGCACACAUCGAACACACAUUUCGAGUGGGUCCUGAUCCAGAAUCCCAUCAAGAAGUCCGAGGCGUACGUCCGAGGACGGUUCCACGAGUCCGAGAAGCUAGGCCCGUUGCUCGAUACAAACUGGACCGCAACAGUACAGCAGGGGCACUUCAUGCCCGCCCAUCACAAGUCUCUGAACAACCGCGGCGACUCCAAGAGCUUCAACGUCGGCCGAAAGGAGUCGCGUUCGGAUACAUUCGCCGGCAUCUUCCCGCCAGGCACCGUCCUGUCUUUCGGACCUGACGUCGUGGAGCGGCCCGGAAACACAUACUAUCCUCAUUAGGUAGUCAUGCAGUACUGCGAUAGAUGAGACUGUGGUGAUUGCAUGGCCCUCGUUUAAGGUUACGAUGGAUUAGCUGGUUGGCGGCUUUGCAUAUCCAGCAUAAUACCGGCGCUGGCAAUGAAGUUCGCCUUCUCGGGCGGUAGAGGCAAAGGCAGGGCACGAUUAGGAUAGGGGGAAUGGUAUUAUCAAUCAUGUUUUUUUAUUAGCUUUCUUUUUCUUUU